Cheilinus undulatus (humphead wrasse) is the source of this 4757-nucleotide messenger RNA. RefSeq names its product post-glycosylphosphatidylinositol attachment to proteins 6 (gene pgap6). NCBI's taxonomy places the organism in Eukaryota, Metazoa, Chordata, Actinopteri, Labriformes, Labridae. Gene Ontology annotation, cellular component: plasma membrane. The record is from RefSeq and is a predicted model, not a curated record. The coding region runs from base 99 to 2420 and encodes 773 amino acids. The transcript is spliced from 13 exons.
AUGUGGUGCAGGUAGAAAUGAUUUCCCCGCGGUAGAUUUAUUUGACAUUACAGGUGGAUAAAGGACGAUGUAAUGUUUCAGUCGCUUUCAGAGGGAAAAUGGACUUUAGUUUUCUUCGUUGUCUCCUUUUUGUCGUCCUGACGGCCUGGACUUUAGGAGACGAUGCACAGGUGACGUUUGUGUCUGAGCUCUCGUCCAAGCCAGCUCAGAAGCUGUCAAAGUAUGGCUGGUACGGCAACGUGAGGCUGCAGAGGUUUCAUAUACCGGAGGAAACGGCCAUCGCUCGAUGGCUGUUCUCUGUCACCAAAGGCCACAACUUCUACUGUGGGCAACACAACGUCACCAUCCAUAUACGAUGGGGUGCCCCUCCAGUUAUAAACCCCACAGGUUCUGUGUUUCCUAACGCAACGCUGUGGAGUCCUGGUCUGUCUUUGAUCCUGCCUGUGAUAUCGCAUAGCUCCACGACCUUUAACCUCUCCAGUCCUGCUCCAGGUCAUUGGUACAUUGCUGCCCAUUUACCUGAAGAUGAUGGGCGCAUUGAGCAGAAGGGCUUUCCAUCGUGUUCCUACUUCUUCCAGCCUCAGUUGUCAAUCCGGAGGGCCGUGGACACACCCAUUUUACAGCAGGGCACACUCCUUCAGCAAACUGCAGGCCCAGACAAACCUGCACGCCUUAAGUUGUAUGUUCCAGAGUUUGCCUCCUCUCUCUCCGUCUCUGUGGCUGACUGCUCCUCCUCAGAGGAUGGAGCAGACGACAGAAACUGCUCCCUCGUCCUCAGGCUCGGCUCCUCUUCUCCUCUGCAUAGCCCAGUCACAGUGAACUGCUCAGGGAUCAGCUGCUCUGCUGUGCUUUCAAACCCUCCAUGGGACACUUGGUUACGAGUUGUCGUGGAGAGCAACCAGGACAACCGCACUGUGACCUUUAACAUUGUCUCAGACUGCACAGUGGGAUGUAAGCCAAAAAGUGUCGGCCUCACAGCAGACGAUAACAUCAGCAAGCUCCGUGGCAACAGCAGCUAUAGCAACUCAACAUCAGCAGGGAACAGCUCACUAGACACAGACCCAGACGGUUUUGGUAACAAAUCAAUAGCUCUAUUGACACCAUUGUUGCCCUCAGCCUGUGUGUGGAGCUUCCCCGUGCUGUACGAGGAGGUGGACAUCCUGUCGCUACGAUACACACCUGUCAACGGACCAAACGUUAGCGUGUCGAACACACACCCCUCUCUGCUCAUGUACCCGCUGCAUGCACAGGCCACUGGUGGGACACUGAACCUACAGCUCACACUCAACACUACUAAUGUGACUCUGGGUAACAGCAGCAGCGUGGUGGCUUGUCUCUCUCCCUGGGCUCCAGUCCUUGAACUCAACAAUUCUCAGCCCUGUCGCACAGCUUUGUAUGGAGGAUACGGUGUCGGUGUAAAUGUCAGUGUUCCUAAAACUGUGAUCAGGCUGCCUUUCCCUCAAUCAGCAACCUGGUACCUCACCCUGCAGCUCACAUGCAACAGCAGUGACUGUGGGAACACGUCAGUGGUGUCUGUGGUCCCUGAGGUGUCUGUCAGUGCCUGUGUGGAGGACUGUGGGAUGUACGGUGAAUGUCGACUGCUGCGCUCCUACAGUUACCUGUACGCCGCCUGUGUCUGCAAGGCUGGCAGGAGCGGUUGGGGCUGCACUGAUGAUUCAGCAGCUCAGUCGUACCUACGGCAGGUGACGGCGACUCUUCUACUCACACUCAGUAACCUCUCCUUCCUGCCCGCCAUCGUGGUAGCCGUCAGACGGUGGUACAUCACUGAGGCGUCCGUCUACCUCUUCACUAUGUUCUUCUCCACGUUCUACCAUGCCUGUGACCAGCCAGGUGUAGCUGUGAUGUGUAUAAUGGACUACGAUACCCUGCAGUACUGUGACUUCCUGGGGUCCGUCUGUUCCAUCUGGGUCACCAUCCUGUGCAUGGCUCGCAUAAAAGACACAUUCAAAUAUACUCUGUUCAUGCUCGGGGCUCUGCUGAUCGCCAUGUCGAUGCAGCUGGAUCGUAAAGGACUGUGGAACCUGCUGGGUCCAGUCCUCUGUGCCAUCAUGUUUAUGGUCUCUGCCUGGGUGUACCGAGGUGUGCAACGGCGGCACUGUUACCCUCCUUCCUGGCAGCGCUGGGUCCUCUUCCUGAUCCCCGGGGCUCUCUGUGCUCUUAUUGGUGUAUGUUUGUACAUUUUUGCCGAGACUGAGGACAACUACUAUUACACACACUCUCUGUGGCACAUCCUGGUGGCGACCUGCGUGGUGUUCCUGCUGCCGCCAAAGGAGAAGAACAGGGAGGCGUUUGGAUGGAGCAGAGGCUGGAGCUGGACGUGGAGCUGGAGCUGGAGACCCCGGGUCUGUGGGUACACGCUCUGUGAGAGCAACAAGGAUGAACUUUACACUGUCACAUAGGAGAAGAAGGGAGGCUGUGAGGAAGCAGAGUGAGCAGACCUUGAUUGUUAUAAAGCUUGAAGACAUUCACAGUACAGAAAAAGACAAACAUGGGGUGUCUGCACAGGGUUGAGAAUAUCUUCAAAUAUGUCUUCUUUUAGAUCAAAUAUACACCUAUAUCCUCUGUGGUUCUACCUUUAUCAUAAAGGUUUAAACCUUAGAAUGAAAAAGAUAUAAUAAUAUUGAAAUAGCUGUAAAAAUCGGUUUGCAGACAUCCUUUCAAACACAGAAAUGCCCAAAUCAAACCUGCUGAAACCUCUAAGGUGGUCUGUUGCACCUGUUUUGGAAAGAAAAACCACCUUUUACCUCAUGACCAAGAGUUUGUACAUAACUGCAUCUGUAAAUAUUUUACCAGAAUAGUGAGAACAUGUAUAAAAAUAUUCAUAGGGAAUAUUAAGCACUUUGUGUAACACUUUUGAAUCUUUAUAUUCAGCCUAUACUCAGUCUUAUAUACCAGUGAUUCUCAAUCUUUCUGAUUCACAACACCCAAGAAUAAUAUCAUUGGUGUUUGCAACCCUGUCCUCACUGCUGAAGCAGAGAGAUUUCUCUGCCUUCUUCCUUUUAGUGGUUGUAAAUACAACUAUUGACCCUAUUUCUUCUCCUUUUCCUGUUGUAAUUGACAGACGGAAAAUAAAUGACCACUAAGGGAAGUGCCGGUCACAAGAGAGAGGGAAUCCCAAGAUGGUUUGAGUGAGUCAUCAUGCAGCUGCCAGUUUGAAAUAGCUUUCAAAGAAUACUGAUAUGUCCUUUAAAAGUGUGUUUUAUUUCUCAGCAAUUACAUGGUGACCCUCAGAAGUUAUUGCACAACCCCAAUGGGGUCAGGACCCCAGGUUGAGAAUCACUGUUCUGUAUCAUAUUUAUGGUAGGUGUUCCUUACUCUUGUGCCCUUGAUUUUUUUUCCUCAAGCCUUUUAAAAAGAGUUAUUUUUAAACUUGGUUUAUUUCUGUAAUCAUUUCAACAACCUUUAAAUUACAGCAAAAAGUCAGACUCUGCUUUCUUGCCUUUAUCUGAUACUUUCAAUCAUAUAAUGCGGCCUUCAUCAUCAUCAUUAUCAUCAUCAUCAGAGGAACCUUUAAACUUUGUUGUCUUCAAAUUGUAGAGUAUAGUGCCGAACAUCUAAGGAAAUCAAUGAAAAACAUUAUUAGAAAUUAUUUAAAAACUGUUCGUUUUUCUAAAUGCCUUCCCAUUAUAUUCAUCUGGUGGUUCAUAUAUGUAAAGAGGAGAUUAUCAACCAAUGGCCAGCUGUAUUUAAACUUUAUUUUUUGGUGUAUAGGGUGCCUCUUGUUCAGCAUCUUGGUACACUGGACUUUUUAGGUUUUGCUCAUGUAUAGAUUUACAAAAAGGCUUGUCCUCUUCAUCCAUUAAACCUUAUCACCUCUUACCUUUUUCCAAUAUUUAUACUGACGCACUUUUAUAAUAAAAAAUCUGAUUCACUAUGUAAUGUACAUAGCCCACAUGAGCGUGAAUGUGCACUUUAUGAAUGUAUAAUAUUCAGAUUACUGUGUCUAGUGCCUCCUCCUUCUGUCUGUGUGUUUGGGCUGUUCAUCUUUACUGGUCUCACCAUUAGAUUACGAUCAUACUGUCAAUUAUUUGAUUCAGUCUCAUGUUGCUUUACGAUGGGCUGCAUCCUCAUUUUUUUUCUCAGUGCGCCUGGAUAUGUUUUUAUCAAUGAAGACAGGCAGUUAGAUAAAUGUGACCUCCCUUUUUUAUCACAAAGAAAAUGCUUUAGGAAUAUAUGUGAACAUGGAUGUCUUUAUGUUGUGACUCAAAAUAAAUCACUUAUAUAGGACCAGCUGUGUCCAGAACAUCCAUGAGCUGCAUCAGUUUGUAAUAAUCAGUAAUGUUCUGUCAUUGCAUCGAUGCAUAAUUGUCCACUUCUGCAUAGCAGUGGAUCGUAAAAAUUACGCUCACUGACUCUCAAUAUGUACUGUAUGAUUAUUUGUUUUGUGUUGUAUUAUAUUUACUUUAUUUAAUUUUAUUUAGUGAAAUAUGCUGCCUAUUAUUAUUUAGUGUCCCCUCAUAAAUCAGAUUUUCAUUCUUUGUGAUUUUGCACUGGAUCAAGUUGAACAACUAUGUCUCACUUACACAGCCUUUCUUUGUUGUGUAUUCUGUUUUCCCUGUGUUAAGUGUGAAUAAUUUAAUUUUGUUGUUAAAUUUUGUUUUGACCACUACAACAUAUACAGCAGACUGUAGAGUUCAAUACAUAGAGAAAUGUAUUACUUGUUGUAAAAUGGGAUUUUACUUCUUGUACUGGUCGGACACUUUUUAAUCUCUGAAAAAACCCAAACGGCAUUUAGU